AACAGGUUUUAAUAUUUUUUUCUCCUGAAACUGUUCAGGGCCAGUGUUUGUUGUCUUCAGUUGUUUUGGAAGAAAGGAAGGAUUUCACUCUUCAGCUUUAACACACAAAGAGCUUUGCUUCAUGUGACCUUACUCCCACAGAUUCUGUGCCUUAAACUGAGAAUGUCACUAGAGAUGUUCAGCAUCUUUGUGAAGCCUGCUUGGUGUGAAUGCAGUACUUAAAGAAGUGGGUGGAAUCUCCUUGAAUAAAAGAAGAGAUGGAGGUGCCAACAGUCUGCAGCCAAGAUAAUGGUGUGUCUCAUGUUCUGACUCUAGUGCUACAAGAACUGAGUUUGCUCUGUAAAAGAGAUGUCAAUGGUGUUGGCAUGUUAUAUGACCUGCUCAGAUCUCGCUGGCUGCAAGCACUUUUAAAGAUUUAUGAAUGCCUCCAACAGUACCUCGGAAAAAGACCAGCUCCUGUCACGCUGCAGGCACGUGCAUUGGCUCGUGAGGUGGUGGAGUUACUGCGUGAAGCUCCUCAGUCUGGAGAGAUCAAAGAGCUAAGACGACUACUGCGAGCUCCACACUUCAAGGCCUUGCUCUCUGCUCAUGAUACUGUGGCCCAGAAAGAUUUUGAACCAACCCUUCCACCACUGCCAGACAACAUCCCUGAAAAUGAGGAAGCUAUGAGGAUUGUCUGCUUAGUGAAAAACAACCAGCCUCUGGGUGCCACCAUUAAACGCCACGAGAUAACAGGUGACAUAACGGUUGCCCGUGUGAUCCAUGGUGGGCUAGCAGACAGAAGUGGGUUGCUGUACGCUGGAGACAAACUGGUGGAAGUAAAUGGAGUUCCUGUUGAGGGACUUGAGCCUGAGCAAGUUAUUAAUAUUCUGGCCCUGUCUCAGGGGACAAUUAUGUUCAAAUUAAUUCCAGUUUCUGAUCGACCUGUCAGCAACCAAACAACAGUCUAUGUGCGAGCAAUGGCAGAUUACUGGCCCUUGCAAGAUCCUGCCAUACCAUGUGCUGACGCAGGUUUGCCUUUUAAGAAGGGUGAAAUACUCCAGAUUGUGGACCAGAAUGAUGCUUUCUGGUGGCAGGCCAGGAAAGUUUCAGAUCUCAGUGCCUGUGCUGGACUUAUACCCUCAAAUCAUCUUCUUAAACGGAAGCAGCGAGAAUUCUGGUGGUCACAGCCUUUCCAGCCCCAUCUCUGUCUCAAGUCAUCACUGCUAAGCACUGUGGAAGAAGAGGAUGACAUGCAGAUUGAUGAAAAAUGUGUGGAAACAGAAGAAGAAGAAUUUGGUGAAUUUGGCCAACGAGUCUUUAUUGCUGGUUUCCGCAGAAGCAUGCGUCUGUGUCGCAGGAAAUCCCGCACCAACCAGCAGUCGUGUUACGCUCGGUGCCCCAGCAGCUGUUACAGCUCUCUUGCUGCUCCAUAUGAAGAAGUGGUGAGGUACCAGCGGCACCCAGCAGACCGGAACAGACUAAUUAUACUAGUUGGUCCUGCAGGAGUUGGUGUGAAUGAACUAAGGCGAAGGCUUAUCGCAAGUAACCCACGAGAGUUUCGAAGUGCCGUACCUCACACCACUCGUGUUCAGAAGAGUUAUGAAAUGAAUGGUCGUGAAUAUCACUACGUAUCAAAGGAAACUUUUGAAAACAUGGUGUAUAGCCACAAAAUGCUGGAAUAUGGGGAAUACAAAGGGUACCUGUAUGGUACCAGUAUUGAUGCAGUGAGAACAGUCCUCGAUGAGGGGAAGAUCUGUGUCAUAGAUUUAGAACCACAGGGCAUACAAGUAGCCCGGACUCAUGAAUUAAAGCCCUACAUUAUAUUUAUCAAGCCAUCCAGCAUAAGCUGCAUGAGGCAGACUCGUAAAAAUGCCAGGAUCAUUACGGAUUAUUAUGUGAACAUGAAAUUCAAGGAAGAAGAUUUACAGGAGAUGGAAGAUUCGGCUAAGAAAAUAGAAGCUCAGUUUGGUCAGUUCUUUGAUCAAGUGAUUGUGAAUGACAAUUUACAAGAAGCAUCUGCGCAGCUGCUGUCUGCAGUCCAUCGUGCACAGGAUGAGCCCCAGUGGGUCCCUGCAAUAUGGAUUUGCUCAGACACCCAGCCCUAAUUCUGAGCAGCAGGCAGCUUCAGAAAGAUUACAGCUUAUGUUUCACUUCAAGAAUAAUCCUAAUGUCAGGAUUGCAAGAAUUUAUCUUUGUACGUGAGGGAUUUGGAAGAGGAUUAGGAAAGAAGCUGCUACAGGAGAUAUAAUCAUACUAUGUUCUGUGUAGCUCUUCUGCUUUUUAUGGCACAGUUGCAUCCACUUUUGUACAAAAAAGGAAAUAUUGUGAGCGCUCAAUUACAAGAAUAAAGAAAAAUCUAUUUUGUUGCAUGUA
Molecule: messenger RNA, 2355 nt
Organism: Calidris pugnax (ruff)
Lineage: Eukaryota; Metazoa; Chordata; Aves; Charadriiformes; Scolopacidae
Gene: MPP4
Product: membrane protein, palmitoylated 4
Exons: 20
Coding region: 258-2087 (609 amino acids)
Cellular component (GO): adherens junction; plasma membrane
Molecular function (GO): protein binding
Source: RefSeq, a predicted model, not a curated record